Molecule: messenger RNA, 1166 nt
Organism: Eruca vesicaria subsp. sativa (arugula)
Lineage: Eukaryota; Viridiplantae; Streptophyta; Magnoliopsida; Brassicales; Brassicaceae
Source: the annotation of a GenBank genome assembly
CUAUUAAAACUUGUCUCCUUUCUGUUUCUUUCACGCAAAGAGGCCAAAACGAAAGUUAAAAAAAAAACAAGAUUUUUAUUUCCAUUUUCUAUCAAAAGAUCCAUAUAUAAAGCUUCAAAGUGUAGUCUGAGUAGUAAUUUCAUUUCUGUGUCUAUUGCUCUUUCUCCUUCCUCGGUUUCAUCGUCAUUACACAGGAAAUGGCUACGGUUGUGUCUCACCAAUUGAUCGGUUCUAUUCAUAGACCUUCCAAUUCCAAAGCUUCUCUCUUUCCAAAGGAGUCUCUCUACCUCCCCAUCAAAUUCAGACAAAACCGUUUCAAGAUCGAAGCAACAACUGCAUCUCAAACUCCUGUUCUCGACACUCUCUUGUCUCCUUCCACCCCUUACAAGAAAAAAACAAAUGAGGCAUCACUGAUAUUGAUUAGGCAUGGAGAGUCGUUAUGGAACGAGAAGAAUCUCUUCACUGGCUGUGUUGAUGUUCCAUUGACUGAGAAAGGUGUUGCUGAAGCUAUCCAAGCUGGGAAGAGGAUUAGCACCAUUCCUGUUGAUUUGAUCUUCACUUCUUCUCUUAUCCGUGCUCAGAUGACUGCUAUGCUCGCCAUGACUCAGCACCGCUGCAAGAAGGUUCCAAUCAUUUUGCAUGAUGAGAGUGAGAAGGCGCAGACUUGGAGUCAUGUUUUCAGUGAAGAGACUAGGAAACAAUCUAUCCCUGUUAUUGCUGCUUGGCAACUCAAUGAGAGAAUGUAUGGAGAGUUACAGGGUUUAAACAAGGAGGAAACAGCGGAGAGAUAUGGAACGCAGCAAGUUCAUGAGUGGCGUAGGAGUUAUCACAUUCCUCCUCCUAAAGGAGAGAGUCUUGAGAUGUGUGCUGAGAGAGCUGUGGCUUACUUUGAAGACAAUAUUCAACCAGAGCUUGCGUUAGGGAACAAUGUGUUGAUUGCUGCUCAUGGGAACUCUUUGAGGUCUAUCAUUAUGUAUCUUGACAAGUUAACUUCUCAAGAGGUUACGAGUUUAGAGCUAUCUACUGGUUUACCGUUACUCUACAUCUUCAAAGAUAGGAAGUUCAUGAGACGAGGAAGCCCUGUUGGUCCUACAGAAGCUGGUGUCUAUGCUUAUACUAAGAGAUUGGCACAAUACAGACAGAAGCUUGAUGAGAGCCUUAACUAG